Ooceraea biroi (clonal raider ant) is the source of this 3756-nucleotide messenger RNA. Its product is annotated as transmembrane 9 superfamily member 3. The record is from RefSeq and is a predicted model, not a curated record. Gene Ontology annotation, biological process: protein localization to membrane. Gene Ontology annotation, cellular component: membrane. Lineage: Eukaryota; Metazoa; Arthropoda; Insecta; Hymenoptera; Formicidae.
CGAAGGCAGCGCGUAUCAGCGGCUGUGGUGUAUAUAUCGUGUUCCAGCAAACUCCUGUAAUACAUACGUGUCCGUCCCGUGUCGUCUCGUGUUGUGUCCGGCGUUCCCACUUAGCCGCAAGGCCGCAACCGCGCUUGGCACAUUACGAAAUCUAUGGGGAUUGUGCGUCGUCGUCGCGUCACGUUGGUGGGAUCUCUCGUUCGUGCGUUCGUAUAAAAGGCGCCCCGGCCGGUCGGCGCGCCUUGCCGUUCACGAAUAAGUAAACAUGCUCCGGGCACGGCUGUUACUCCACUUUCUAGCGCUUAGCCUCCUCCCCGUAUUGGCCCCGGCUGACGAGCACACUCACAUCUACGAGGAUGGCGACGAGGUUGUACUAUGGAUGAGCACAGUAGGGCCAUAUCACAAUCGUCAAGAGACAUACUCCUACUAUUCUUUACCUUUUUGUAUGGGCAACAAGAAUGUAAUCAAUCACUAUCACGAGACCCUUUCCGAAGCUCUACAGGGCAUUGAAUUGAAGUUUAGUGGCUUAGAUAUCGAAUUCAAAGAGGAUAUCUCAAAGACGGAAUACUGCCAGAUAAAUUUAAAAGAAGAGAGCCAGAAAGCGUUUGUCUACGCAAUAAAGAAUCAGUACUGGUAUCAAAUGUAUAUCGACGAUCUACCGAUAUGGGGUGUUGUAGGAGAGCUCGAAAACAAUGACGGGAUUGCUGUAUCGGACUCGUAUUACAUCUGGACACAUAAGAAAUUUGAUAUUGGAUACAAUGGUAUACAGAUAGUGGAUGUCAACCUGACCAGCGAGAACAAAGUGAAACUGGUGCAGGGUGCGCAUAUACCGUUCAGUUAUGAAGUCAAUUGGAAGAAGAGCAACGUCAAAUUUGAGGACAGAUUCGACAAGUAUCUGGACCCAAACUUCUUCCAGCACAGAAUACACUGGUUCAGUAUCUUCAAUAGUUUCAUGAUGGUGAUCUUCCUCGUUGGUCUCGUGUCGAUGAUAUUGAUGCGCACUCUGAGGAAAGAUUAUGCUCGAUACAGCAGAGACGAAGAGAUGGAUGACAUGGAGAGAGAUUUGGGCGACGAGUACGGCUGGAAGCAGGUCCACGGAGACGUAUUCAGGCCUGCGAGUCACGCCAUGCUCUUCUCAGCCUUCAUAGGUGCCGGUUAUCAGGUCACGGUGGUGGUGCUGAGCGUUAUUAUUUUCGCUAUCUUGGGCGAGCUCUACACGGAGCGGGGAUCGAUGCUGUCGACAGCGAUAUUCGUAUACGCCGCUACGUCGCCCAUCAACGGGUACGCGGGCGGCGGACUGUACGCGCGGAUGGGCGGACGCGUGUGGAUCAAACAGAUGAUCCUGAGCGCCUUCAUGCUGCCGUUGAUGGUUUGCGGUACCGCUUUCUUCAUCAACUUCAUUGCCAUGUAUUACCAUGCCAGUAGGGCGAUACCAUUCGGAUCCAUGGUUGCAGUAACGUGUAUCUGCAUAUUUGUGAUAUUACCGCUGACGCUGGUGGGUACUAUCCUAGGCCGGAAUCUCGCCGGGACGCCGGACGCUCCUUGCCGCGUGAACGCGGUCCCGCGGCCGAUACCCGAGAAGAAGUGGUUCAUGGAACCGCUGGUGAUAAUAAUGCUCGGCGGAAUCUUGCCGUUCGGCUCGAUCUUCAUUGAAAUGUACUUCAUCUUUACUUCGUUCUGGGCGUACAAGAUCUACUACGUCUAUGGCUUCAUGCUGCUAGUAUUCGUUAUUCUCAUGAUAGUGACGGUGUGCGUCACUAUCGUAUGUACAUAUUUCCUGCUGAACGCUGAGGACUAUCGAUGGCAGUGGACGAGUUUUCUCGCAGCGGCUUCGACGGCCGGUUACGUCUACAUUUAUUCCUUUUACUACUUCUUCUUCAAAACUAAAAUGUAUGGUCUCUUUCAAACGGCAUUUUACUUCGGCUACAUGGCACUGUUCAGCUUGGCCCUGGGUAUCAUGUGCGGAACGGUCGGAUACAUCGGUACCAACGCGUUUGUACGGAAGAUAUACUCCACGGUGAAAAUAGACUAGACGUCAUAUUGCUGAUGUGUGUCAUUCGUACCGUGGAUCAUCGCGAUGAUCAACGCCUGUGCGCGAGGCUGACUGUUUUGUGACGAAAUGAAGUAGACACGUACUUCUGCAUCUGUCCAUUUGUCUGAAGCGGACUAUCAUGACGCUCGUGGGCGCAAAUCUUGUUUUCCAGCUUUGUCGAUCAUCGAUCAUCACCAACUUGAUUAACAUAAUCGCAGUAUAGAAGCGGCGUUAUACGACGUACAUCCUUCUUCAACGUAUUAUUAUUACUCUUCCAGUGGAACUCGUGCCACACAGCGCACCAGAUAUUCGAGCAAUGCCUUCAUCUCGCAUCUCCGCUCGUCAAUCUUUUUUUAAAUCUCGAGUUGCUAUUCGACGCAAGUGAAAACACGCUGUAAACGGAUCCUAAUUAGUACGCGGUAGUACUAAUUAAACCUAAUUAAUUCGUAUUAUAAUAUACGCGCGUGCGUAUGUUGCAGUCAUUUGUCAAUAAUAAAAUAAUAAUUGUAAGUGUUAGCCAAUUUCCAUAUAAGUCCACGGAAUUAUGCAAAUGAAAAUUUCGCAAUCGUGCAGAUUUUAUGUCAUUGUCAUAUAUUUUUUAUUGAGCUAUAUAUACAUAUAUAUAAAAUAUAUAAAAUUGUAACUAAUGGUUUAUGGAUUAAUACAUAUACGAGGAUCAUUUAAAUAAAUCCUUAGAAAAUAUAUACGUGUAUGUACAUAUAUACGUCAACUAUCAUGUCCGUUUGAUAUUAGUCCCGCCAUCUCAUAUAUUUUCUAAGGAUUUUCCAAACGACCCUUGUAUACAUAGAUACAUAAAUAUAUACGAUAUAUGAUCUCAUGAUAUAUUAUAUAUCAUAUCAUAAUAUAUAUAAUAUAUAUAUAUGUCAUAUAUCAUGCACGAUUGCGUUUGGAUAUACUUUAUAAUUUUGCUGUGUCGCUUGUGAGCAGCAAAAUUGAUGCAGAAAAUUGAUCGGAUUGAAUUAUGGGAAAUAACUCGAAUAACUUUAAUUUACUUUAUAGCUAAAGAAGUUCUUUAGUUCAGGCAAUGAUAGUAAUAGCGUGUGAUGUAAAGUAAUCGUUUUUCAGCGUUAAGCGAACGCGCGAAGAGUAAAAUCUUUAUAAUAUUGAAGGUUGAAAUAGGUAAUUUUUGGGUGAACUGGAGCGACAAUGUGUUAUAAUUUAUUAACUUGAUAGUUUCAUAAGGCUCUUAUAUCGAUAUUUAAACUAUUUUUUUUCAGUGAGGAUAAUGACUAGGUCGUCCAAUACAAUUUGCAACUGUUAACCGGAUUCGUUGAUGGUCAUCAGCGGAAAGCUCUUAACUUAUCCUUAGGAUAGAUCGUAGUAUAAGAUAAGAGACAGAACAUUCAGACGCAUAAUGCCGAUCCUCUUAAAUAUGCGGCAUUGUAACUGCAUGUAUCCUGUUCUUGUUUUUAUUAUUUUGUCCCUUCGUUGAGUGUUUACGUUAUUACUUUGAAUCAUGGACAGCUAUUAUCUCUUGCGAUAUCAGCUACUAUGCAUGUAUCGCUUACUAUUGCAAAAUUAAUCCUGCAAAAUAAUUAGGAAGUGAAUACUUGAACAUUUCUAUUCAUGAAUCAUAAAUGACAGUUUCAAUGAUGAUUUUAUUCAAGAUGGCUGUAUCGUCAGUGGAAGUCUUCGAAGAUAAAUAAUUUGUUGUUAGAUGUAGCGAUUCUAAAAAUAUAAAAUUUCUACGUACAUCAACGCAA